AUGAAUAAUCUUUUACCACAUUGUAUUAAUGCUGAUAGAAGUAUUAACUUACCAUUUGGCCAUGCACUUGAAACCUAUAUCAACUCGUUACCUUUAUUAUCAAAGUGUAAACUUAAAAAGCAAAGUCGACUAAAUGUUAAUGAAAGUAUUAAAGCUGGUUUCAUUACUCUAAAAUGCGUCGAAGGUGCUAUUGAUUAUCUUACAUGGAAAACAGCUAAAGGGCAAAAAAAAUUGACCAAUAGAAUUGACAAUAUAAUCAACUUACUGAUAAAAGACGUGAACGUUACUAUCAGUUGUAAAAGGGCUUGUGGUAGGCUUGGUGAGUGCAAGCAAGAAUGCUCAAACUUUAGUCUGAAAAAUAAUCUUACAAAUGACUUUGACAUGCAUAAGUGUGGAGUAAGAGUUAUUACGAAGGUCAUGCUUUCUAAUGUUGAAGACCCUCUACCAGUACAAUUAAUUAUAAAAGGAGUACAUAAAUUAUCUGCUCUUAUAACACUAGAUCUAAAAUCUACACAAAUCAAUCUCAGUCUUCAAACCCAUGAUAAAGUAAUUGCUGCACGCCAUGCUCAUCACAACACAGGAACAGAAAUUGCAAUGAAAGUAUUAGCUUCAUAUAAUAAUACAAGUGAAACUUAUCUGACAUAUCUGCAUAAUACAAAGAAUAUUGGGCCAUGGACUGUCUUGGACCAAUUAGUUACUACACAUUUGAAAGAGCAAGGAAAAAUACUUUAUUAUCAGCGUGGCCAUGAUUGUGGUUAUUUUUGUUUUGGAAUAGAUGGAAAAUAUGAUUUAAACAACGAAAAAGCCCCUGUUAUUGCCAUAGUCAUUGAAGAUCAAGUCAGUUAUGGAUCACUAUUAGCAUUUAGUCUAUGUGAUAAAGAGAACCAUUACACAAUACGAAUAGCUGUACAAGCAAAUAUUCUAUGUACUAUGAUGGACAAACAUCGACCUACUAAACUUGCAUUGCAAGGUUUUGUUCGCAACACAAUUCUUUGUUGGUUUCACAUCAUGGCUACAUUAGGUAAACAUUUAAGAAUAUGGAAAAUAGAUUGGUCAUUAUGGUAUCUGAUAGCACUUGCCUUUAAAAUCGUAGGUCGAAGCAAGUCAAAUGAAGAGGCUACUAAAAUGGAAAAAGAAUAUAUAGAAUUUAUUAAUUUUUUACCACUUGAUAGCAACAUAAAAGACAGCUUGAUACGUGAUUUAAAAAUGAACUGA
Messenger RNA from Cetraspora pellucida, 1215 nucleotides. NCBI's taxonomy places the organism in Eukaryota, Fungi, Glomeromycota, Glomeromycetes, Diversisporales, Gigasporaceae. The record is from the annotation of a GenBank genome assembly.